Oncorhynchus keta (chum salmon) is the source of this 1592-nucleotide messenger RNA. It is a transcript of the gene cryaa, whose product is annotated as crystallin, alpha A. The coding region runs from base 214 to 747 and encodes 177 amino acids. The transcript is spliced from 3 exons. The record is from RefSeq and is a predicted model, not a curated record. Gene Ontology annotation, biological process: lens development in camera-type eye; response to heat; protein refolding. Gene Ontology annotation, molecular function: structural constituent of eye lens; protein folding chaperone. NCBI's taxonomy places the organism in Eukaryota, Metazoa, Chordata, Actinopteri, Salmoniformes, Salmonidae.
AUAAAGAGGGGGCGGCUGCAGAGGACACGCACCACUUGGGACCCCUACUCCUCUCUACUACUACUGCUACUACUACCUCUAGUCCUCCCUCACGCCUCUCUCUCUCUACUCCUAACAGAACACAGGCACUAGCGAGCCGAGCUAAAGCAGAGCAGCAGGAAACCGUCUGUAUUGAGUUUGGGCCCGUUGAGCUAAAACCUAACCUACGCUAGUAUGGAUAUUGCCAUCCAGCACCCGUGGUUCAGACGUGCCAUGGGCUCCAUGUAUCCCGCUCGUCUCUUUGACCAGUUUUUCGGGGAGGGCAUGUUCGACUAUGACCUGUUCCCCUACGCUGCCUCCACCAUCAGCCCCUACUACAGACAGUCGCUGUUCCGCAACUUCCUGGACUCCACCAACUCUGGCAUGUCUGAGGUCAGGUCCGACAGGGACAAGUUCUCUGUCUUCAUGGAUGUGAAGCACUUCUCUCCUGAUGAACUCAACGUAAAGGUGACUGAUGACUAUGUGGAGAUCCAGGGAAAGCAUGGAGAGAGACAGGACGACCACGGUUACAUCUCACGUGAGUUCCACCGCCGCUACCGCCUCCCCUCCAGCGUGGACCAAUCGGCUAUCUCCUGCACACUGUCCACCGACGGCCUCCUGACCCUUUGUGGCCCAAAGGUCACCGGUGGAGGUGGCGACCUCGGCCGUGGCGACCGCAGCAUCCCCGUCACCCGCGACGACAAGACUAACGCCGCCCCCUCCUCUUAAGAAGACGGUCGUGCUGCCGGCUGGGUGGCACUGGGGAUGCGGGGGGUGUCGAAGGGCGGAAGGGGGCAUGCGGGGGGGGGGCUCUCUUCCAAAUAAAGCAGCCGUGUGGUUGAGGCAGGGUGCGGGGGGCUGAACAACACAUUCCUUUACCCCCAAAGUCUCCCCACCCCCUCGCCCCUCCCCUCCCCACCCCCUCGCCCCUCCCCUCACCACCCUACCCCAAUCCCUCUCUCCCUGACUCCACACUUAGAAGAUAUCAGUGUAUUUCUAGUCUAAUAUUUUCUCCUUUUUUAGACCACGCUAGACUAUUAUGGCAGUAUUAAUAUUCUGGCUCUGAUUAUGACUCAUGACCCAUGAGGAUGGAUAAAGAGAGGGAUGGUUGGGGCUUGGGGGGGACAACAAAAACAAAAGGAUUUAAGAAGAGGGUCACAUGACUUAACCCUGGCUUUCUACUUCCUGUGUAAACAAACAACAAAUCGGUCACCCCAGGGGUACCGUGGGUAAUAUUUCACCCAGUGAGGAAGCUGCCGUCUUUCUCCUGGCUGUACUGAAGGGCUUUACUGAGCAACUCUUUCUAAGAGAAAGAGAGGGAGGGAGGAUAGGGGGGAGUUAGGGUUAAGUACGUACCAUUGUCUGGUCCUAUAGGACUGCUGUAGUACUGAAAAGGGCUUCCAUCAUUGGGCUUAUACCACCACCUGGCUUUUUUCCAUUCCUGUGUCACGACUUUUUCCAAACCUUCUCUCUUGUCCUUUGAAUAUUUCCUGUCCUGUAGCGUUAGCCCUGUUCAGCUGAUAUCUGCUCAACCUGAGAAGUAGAAACAAUAAAACUGUAAUAUUAACCAAGAA